Schizosaccharomyces octosporus yFS286 is the source of this 2740-nucleotide messenger RNA. Its product is annotated as NADPH dehydrogenase. The record is from RefSeq and is a predicted model, not a curated record. The transcript has a single exon. Gene Ontology annotation, molecular function: FMN binding; oxidoreductase activity. NCBI's taxonomy places the organism in Eukaryota, Fungi, Ascomycota, Schizosaccharomycetes, Schizosaccharomycetales, Schizosaccharomycetaceae. Bases 430 to 1581 code for a protein of 383 amino acids.
UAGGAAAGCAACUUUAGUGAAUUGUGAAUUCAAAAUUUACUACAGAGGUUUAUUUCUUCAUAGAACUCGUAGAAAAAGAAAUGAUUGUCUUAUGGCCCUUUCUCAAUCUCUAUAAUGUCUUCUUGUAUGCUCAUCAAAGACUGUGAUUUUCAAUUGGAUUUCUAACACUUGGUAUUUCAAAAAAGACAAUGCGAUAGGAAGAUUAGAAAACUUUAGAUGAAAAUUCUUUUGCAAUAGGAUUCAAAUCGACGAACGACGAAUUCUCCAUUGAACACUAGUUUUAUACGGUAUGCAGCCGCCACAUAUAUUAGUCAAGUUUCGCCAUAAGUACUUUUGAUAUGAAUAUCUACAGUAAUCAUUCUACCAUCGUCUAAACAUAAGUUUACAGCGGAUUUGGCGGAGUUCAAAGUCUUGUUGGUUUAUAGUAAAAUGUCGAAAAGCAAAUUGUUCGAAGCAAUCCAGGUGGGGAACAUGAUUUUAAGGCACAGAAUUGUACAUGCUCCGAUGACUAGAUUGAGAGCGACUGACGAUGGGUUCGUUACCGAAUUGAUGACCGAAUAUUAUGCUCAAAGGUCAUGUAUUCCAGGAUCACUGAUAAUUUCAGACGCAACAUUUGUAGGAGAAAAAUCUGGCGGGUACCCAAAUAACCCAAGAUGCUUCACAGAAGAACAUGCGAGGGCUUGGACUCCAGUUACACGCGCUAUCCAUCGAAACAAAUCUUAUCUGUUUAUGCAGCUAUGGCCCUUACCCGGGGAAAUUAAGAAUGAAUAUAGAGAAGACGUAAAAAAAUUAAAGGAGAUUGCAUACAACGAUUGCCCUAUGGAUCCACUUGGCUUACCUGCCGGUGUCGAGUCCUUCGAUACCGUUCAAGGAAUAAACAUUUACCAGAAAAAGUACGUCAGCAAAAAAGAUAUACAAGAGUAUAUUGAUGACUUCGUAAAUGCAGCUUUUUUGGCUACGAACGUCGCAAAGGCAGACGGGGUGGAACUUCAUCAAGCCAAUGGGUUUUUGUUGGACCGAUUCGUUCUAGGUGGUUUUGGUAAUGAAUGUGAUCCAGAGUAUCGAGGAUCGCUUGAGAAUCGUUGUCGGUUUGCCCUGGAAGUUUUAGAGGCAGUUACUCAAGAAAUUGGACAAGAAAGAGUUGGAUACAGGAUUGCACCGUAUUCGGCUUGGGCAGAGCAAAUCGACAGCAAAGAAACCCAUACAUAUUUGCUAAAGGAGAUUUCUAAGCGGUUUCCAAAGUUAGCCUAUAUUCAUGCAAUUGAACCGCGACAAUAUUGGAGUGGUCAUAUGAGGAUAAAGUCCGAAGUAAAUACAUACUACCUACAACAAUAUUGGAAAGGACCGUUCAUUACCGCCGGUGGAUAUACACCCCAGGCGGCUGUGGAAGCUGCAAACGAGCGAGAUACAUUAGUAGCCUUUGGCAGACAGUAUCUUGCAAACCCGGAUUUGGUAUAUCGUGUUGAACAUAAUUUACCUCUAAAUCCUUACAAGCGCUCUUAUUUCUACACGCCCAAAAGCCCAGUAGGCUACAUCGACUAUCCUUUUAGCCAAGAAUAUCUAACUCAUGCAAAAACCUAAGAAGUGAGAAUUCGGCAUAUGCAUAUGCAUGUCACAUUAAGAAUUAAUUUUAUUGGGUGCCUUUUAUAUUCUUUGCUUUUUGUUAACCGGUUAUAGACAACAGAAUUGACUUGAUAAAGACUGUCUAGAAAACCAAAAAAAGAAGGACCAUUUCUAUAUACCCCAGUAACGAUAACCAUUUGAAGAUGUAUACCUCAAUCAUUCUGUCUACUUGCCGGGCAAAACUUUUUGUAAAUGGAGCUUGUAAGCAGAGAUAUCAGUAUCCACCUGAGGGUUUUUAAGGACAUCGUUUGCCAUGAAUGAAGGCAAUGCAGUCAUUGCCAAAAACUCGUGAGCCUUAUGAACAGGGAACAAAACAUUGUCGAUACCACGGCCAUCAAAGAAGUUUCCGAAUUCGUUGAAAGCCUCACAGGGAGCAUUCCAGGUUGUGGAAAGCAUGUAAGAUUUACCAUGCAAAAGACCACCUUUACCAUAGUUCUUAGUUGGAUUGGUAUGAGAACGGCCGUCGCUUGCGAAUAACUUUCCGUAUCCUAUAGUAAAUACUUCGUCAAUGUAUUUCUUCAAUGGCCAGGGAAGACCCAUCCACCAGCCUGGGAAUUGAUAGAUGACGACGUCUGAGGAAACAAUUUUUUCAAUCUCCUCUUCAAUAACAUAGCCGUUUGUAACAACUGUCUCAUGAACAGUAUGUCCUAAAUCCGUCAAAGUCUCCUUGGCCACAUUUUGUAAAGUUUCGUUCAAUUUACCUUGGCUGUGGCCAAAAGGGUGAGCACCGUUAACAAGCAAAAUUUUUAAACCCAUUUUUCUAUUUAAAGCAAACUACUGAUUUGUAAAAUUACAGUGGAGAGCUAUAAUAAGGGUAUUCUGGAACGCGGUUGUCUUAUAACUAGAUGAGAUGACAGCUUUGUUAAGUUGCUUAUUCAGCAGUUGCUUAUUCAGCAGCUCUUGGCAAAUAUUACUUUGGCGAAUACUUUGAUGUGUUUAUUUACUUGUUUACAUGUUUAAUUUUUUCUUAACAAAAAAAUAAAAUAAAAUUAGAUUGCUUAGUUUUGGAUGUUGCUAGAAAUUGGCAAUUUCUCAAAAGAAAAAACGAUCGAAUACUAGAGAAUGCACAGGAAUAAAAACAAUGAGUAGAUAAAGUGGAAUAAAAGUAUUAUCGCUA